This is a messenger RNA of Macrobrachium nipponense, 5848 nucleotides long. RefSeq lists its product as uncharacterized. The coding region runs from base 1997 to 4393 and encodes 798 amino acids. The record is from RefSeq and is a predicted model, not a curated record. The transcript is spliced from 6 exons. NCBI's taxonomy places the organism in Eukaryota, Metazoa, Arthropoda, Malacostraca, Decapoda, Palaemonidae.
GGUUGGCGGACACUAACCAACACCAACAGUCAGUCUAGUAGUCUGUUAAUAGUGUUGGUUGAGUGUCCUCCCUCAUUCUGGUGGCGUUGCCAAACCUCUUUAACUUUACAGGUGAAACGAGAAGCAUAUCCUCGCCAAUUAACAAAUGCAUCUCGGCCAAUGUUUACACAAACAGACUGAUUCCUUUUCGAGUGAAGACAAAGCCUUUCUUUAACCAAAUGGUUUACUUUAUUCACGAGUUACUGCAUCAAAGUGCCUCUCUUAGUAACAUCACUUGAACGUGUAAGCUCUCUCUCUCUCUCUCUUUCUUUGUCAAAGAACGAGUGAGGUUGCUGUUAGAAGGAGAUGAAGUAAAAGAAAAUUUUCUGUAGAUUCAUUCCAUAUGUUGCAUUUGACUAUAUCUAGAACAGUAAUCAAUUGAUCAUUGUCAUCCUUAUCGAACCCAUUCAAAUGCAGUUGUCACAUUGGACAAGACUCGUAUCCAACGCUUUUCAGUUGACAAACACGUAACAUUCAACUUUCCCUUUCGGCUGUUGUCCUAAUAUUCUUUUAACAUAAAUCGUUGUGGUUCUGAAUACGUACAGACUGCUCUGCCAUUUGUUGUGAAUUUGUAUGCCCAAGAAUGGGAGUAUUGAAGAAGAGGGUCGUCAGCUGAAAAGAUGCGCUUUAUAAAAAUUGGCAAAGCUCCUCAGUACUUCAGUUUGACAGCUAAAAACAACGACAAUGUGGUCGUGGAUUUGUGAUACCCAAGGAAUUGUAGAAUCUGUUGUAGCCCCAGGUUGUUUUACCAUAGAUUAGAGAAUUUUUUACUACAGGUACGACAAAUCACGAAUACAAAACCACCCACAACUGACCGAAAUAAGGGUUACACUUCAAGAGAUAUGUUGUCAGACUGAACGAAAACAAAGUUAUCUAUUUUCAAAGCGAACUGUAUUUGUUCUUUGAUAUAACAUGGUGAUUAUGUGACUACUUUAGGUCGAAUCAGUUUCCACAGAAGCUAACGGGAUAAAUAACGAGAACUGAAGCCGACAAUGAGCCUUAGGUCUCCUUGCUAGAGCUAGACCUAGUGCAUCUCAGAAGCCAGAAAACUAUACAGUGCAGUGAGAGGAAACGGAGAAUUAGUGUUGUUUCCGAUGAUUAAGCGGCGGCAUCGGUGUAGACUCACAGAUAUAAAGAAAUGAGUGUAAGACCAACGCCUCUAGAUUCUCCAGAUACAAAAGAAGGCUCCAGGUCUUGUGGUCAACAUGGCCACCACAAGUUCAGCUUCCACUUUCACAGACGGCAAAGUUCGAGUCUUUCGUCUCCUCCACAUGACUCACAAUGAUGCUCGCGAUGUGUUAUACUCUGUCUUUAUAUGGGGUACUCCCGAUAAGGACCAAAGUAUGAUGUUAAAUCAGUUCUUGGUGGAGGAACUAGGGUAUGCCAAAACGAAAGUCCGAAAUAGCUUCAAUGCAGAUCAAAGAGAACUUAUUUCCAAGGAUCCAUCAUGCAGUUCUUUUGACGUAACUUUACUCGUAAUAGCUGUCCUCAUGGGAUGCAAGGGUUUGAGAUCUGCGCACCCCUACGUCCAGUCGGAAACGGAAUAUAAUCUAAAGGAGCUUGUCCUUAAAGUUAAAGAAUUUAGGAACUCUCUUGCCCAUUUGCAUCCAUUCACAAUGGAAGAUCAAGUGUUUUUCCAGAAGACUGAUGAUCUCAGAGACCUGCUGAGGGCAGUGUUGAAAGCUGCAGCAACACAUUACGGAGUUGAUGACUCUACACUGCAAGAGAAAAUCAAAUGCAUGGAUGACAGCAUAAACGGAUCAAGAGAUGACAGCCUCGGGAUCAAGACAUCCUCACCUAUGAAAACAGCAUCUUUCUACAAGACAGGCAAAAAAUUUUGACUACUGAUGGUAAAAAUCAGCUUUUCGAUAAAUAUAAGUUUCUUGAUCACAUCAGCCCAGUUUUGUUUUACACCAACAAAAAUAUACAUUUGGAAGUAGGACUUAUUUUCACUCACAUGGAAAUAGUAGAGUCUAGGUCAUCAGACUGCCAAGAGGUAAUUGCUUACGAAGACCUCCUGGAGUUUGUACAAAGGAAAACAAUCGACAAAGGGUCGAAAACUGACAUCCUGUUCAUCGAAGGUAUUGCAGGAGCUGGGAAAACGACACUGACAAGAAUAAUGACAUGUGAGUGGAGGAAUCAGCAAAGUAGUAUGCAGAACCUUCUUGAGUAUGACCUCCUCAUUUACUUUGAAUGCAGAAACUCGGCAAUUCACUCCUUCAAACAGUUGUUGGAAACUCUCAUGUCAGAUGUCCUCCCAAAAUUUAAAGAGGAUGAUUUGGUGACGUGCAUUCUGACUCUAAAGAUACUCAUCAUUGCGGAUGGUCUAGAUGAACUUAAUGAAACAUCAACCAAAGUAUUUCGUGAAAUCUUAGAUCUGGGGACUUAUGCUGUCAUAACAAUUGUUUGCACUUCUCGCCCAGAGUAUGUCAAGAAGUUUUACACUUUAGUUCCAGAAGGUCAGUGUGUAACUCACGUAAGAAUAAAAGGAAUACCAAGUGAAAAGAGAACUGAUUUUGUGGUAAGGUAUCAUAAAGAACUAAUAAGACAAGGAGUUACCGAGAAAGAAGUAGAUGGUUUGAUUACCUUCAUGAAAGACUCUUCAGAUGAUCUAGAGGAACCAUUGCGUCUUCCUCUGAACUUAGCAUGGUUGACACUCAUGUGGUCUCUUUCACCGGAGCGUCUGAACAAAGUUACUGGAGCAACGGAGCUUUAUACCGAAAUUCUGGGUCUGAAUAAGGAGAGACUCAUCCGCAAACUAGAGAUGACCGAAGUAACGAGUUUUAAUAAAGACCCGAGUUUUAAUAAAGACCUCACGGGAAACUUAGACAGAUUUGUACUCUUCCUUUCAUGGGAGGCGCUUAUAAGUCUUAAAGAGCAAACAAUAGACUCUCUACCAGAAGAUUCAGUCGACAGACUGAGGAAUGCCUGCGCUUCUCUGCAGCUUCCUUAUGAACCUGUCCUCGGCAGCUUCCUUAUAGAAGCAAUUGUGUAUGCUACAGCAAUGCCAAAGUCAGUCUUCAGUAUUACUCACAAAGGGGAGCUGGACUAUUUGGCAGCUAACUACGUGAUCGAGGCGCUCAAUGGCAAGGAUCUGCGAUUCGAUACUACCAGCAUCAUAAGAAGUAUUAGGAAUCACCCAUCAUUUCAAAAUGAAUCUUUGCGAGAAGAGUUCAUCGAACACAUUCUUAGGAGCCUGAACGUAUCGCUGACCAAGUCCGUAAAAGAACUGUCUGAUACGAAAGAAGGAAGUGGGGUCAACCAUCCAAGAAUUGCAACCAUAAGUUGUGUGCUGGAGGGUCUCUAUGGCGUUGACAAAAUUCCUUCGGAUCUCAGCCGUUACCAGAAUAUGCUCCACUACGUAGCAGGCCUCUUGCAUAGGGUUCCGGACACUAUUAGAAGAGAAAUAGCUGAUGAGCUAGUUACCCUUUUCCAUAAAUCUGGAGUAAUACAUAAGGACCAGUGGUACGACCUACUAGAGCAAACCAAAAUGAAUGAAGAUGUAGCCAAGAGCAUUGCUUCUAGAAUAGACAGUCUAGGAGGAGGUAAUGCAAGUAUCACAGACAGACGGAGUCUGAAUAGUUAUUCCAAGCUUGUGCAACAUGGAACCUAUACCAAAAUAACAGUAAGUUUGCCAGAUAGUGCAGAAAACGAUCAAAAGCUAGAUGAACUGAUCACUAACAUGACUGAGAAGCAAAAUUGCCCACUUCACAUCUAUCUUCACUAUCACUUCCGCAACGCUGGAGCAACUAGUCAUGAAUUGGAUGCCAAGCUGAAAAGGCUAUUUGAAAGGGGAAAAGUCAAUAGAUUCAUGGGCUGGUUGAGUGGAGAGACCGCAAAACUGUUGCAACCGUCAGUAGAAAGCCUGUGGCUCCAACUUGAUGCAAAGAAUGCAAGAUCAGUCAUUGAAGUGCUUUCACAUCUGAAGGACGAAGCAAAAGGGUUCAAAAACCUCUGGGUUCACGUAGUGCCCGAGGUUGACCCUGGCAUUCUGGCACCUCUCCCUGGAGGGGUUGAAAUCAUCCUGUACUUGAGUGACGUAGCCGAUCAGCAAGUGGAAUGGGCCAGCCAAGUGGCGAAGACUCUCCAGCCAGUCGAUGAAAGGAAAGCCUUCAGCAACAUACUCAUCCCAAGAUGCAACUUGACUCCCAGUGGGCUGAUGCAACUGGUGGAGCACAUGGGAAGAUACGAAGUUCGCAUUUGUGAUGUGAUCCUCAACGAUUUAGCCGUGUACUCGGAUAGGAUUUUCCAGCAGGAUCACGACAGUUUGAAGGAUUCCACUUGGCAGAUCAUGCAUUGCCGCCUAAGAUUCUCCGAAUCGGAAGAGUCACUGUGGCCAAAGAUUACGAGAUGAAGCUCACCAUACUUCGCACUCGAAAGGAAGCUGAAUGACUCGUAAGUUGUUCGUAAUGAGAUGCAUCAACAACAACAACAGCUAGUCUUCUUAUGACGGAAGUACGAGAAGAAGAGGAACAUCUCUAUUUUUUUUUUUUUGGGGGGGGGGCCGGUUACUGUUACAGAAAAGGGUAAUGGACAAGAAUUAAAACAAACAUUCUGAACUAUUAUACAAUAAAUUAAAACUAUAGAUGAUUAAGAUUGUGAAAAACUUAAGAAUAAAGCUCUGCACAUCACGCCAGUAAUGUUAGCCGCAAAUCAGUGAAUUUCAGUGAACGCCCUUGGCUUAAACCUGAAGCUAUGUGUGAUUAAUGACAUGAAAAUCGUAAUAAAUAGUAAUUGUGAUUCUGAACUUUGACCUCAUGCAUUGCACUGCAGGCAUUACUUAAGGUUCUUUGCAGCGUGCCCUCGGCCCAUACCUGCAACCCCUUUCAUUCCCUUUACUGCACUUCGUCUCAUUUUCUCUUUUCCAUCUUACUUUCCACCCUCUCCGUUUCUGCGGCCAUUGGCCGAAAUUUUGUACUCGAUGCAACGAACUACUAUUUUCGUGUUAACUGUGACAGUUCCAGUCAGGCUUACUAUAAUUUCCUUCAGUGUCUAGCAGCAGCCAUUAUGAAGAGCACCUACACCUGGUUAUUUGCUCGUCGUCAUCAAACAAAUUGUGUCAAGAGGUUAAAACAGAACAAGAAAUCAGCCUACCUUACGAACAUCAACAAUAAAAUGCUGUGCCAACUGCCUUGUUUGAAUGUAAGUUUGUUAAUGAGCUUAAAGAGUAGAGAGUGAUACUACUACACCACAUUAUUCAUCUAAUACAUCGGAAUCAAGAAUUACCGUUAUUGUGUGCGUGCGUAUACGAAGCUGCAGGCAACAAAAGAAUGACUUCUCAGUUGAUAACUUGAUUCGGCCAUUAACCGUCACAGUGACGUCAGGUACAGCUUCAAGUUCAAACUGUUCAAUUUCUUCUUCUUCUUCGUCAAAGUUUGCUUUUAAUGAACGUUUUCAGUUUUUAUUUUUUUUCAUCUUGUCAUUCAUUCGUCCAUUCAUUUGUCUCUAGGUGACGGUAUGGCUAUGAAGAAAUGUGCAAUUGAAAUAGUGAAACAAUUUAGUUUUUCUGUAUUGAGCAGGAAAGUUUGCAAUAGCAGCAUUGUCCCAUCAAUGUUGCAAGACAUAUCUUUGUGAAAACUCUUUCAACAGUGAAAUUCAUAAAAUCUAAACACAGAUGUUCAUGUUCAAUCAACCAAUAGUGCGAAUUACGUUUUCACACUGAUAUUUAUGUAACUAAAUCAGUCAAUGAAAACGAAAAACCAGUACCUUCAAUAAAAUUAAAUGUGUGCGUCCAUUCAUGUGCCUUCAUGAAGCAAUGUUUGCAUUUUUAAUAAAGCUUUUUACACGGGUAAUGUCUUUGUUUUAUCAU